AUGACCGUCAUCGUUAGAGUCACCGUAAUCAUUACUCUUACUUUUUCCGUCACCAUUACUGUCAUCGUUACUAUUACCAUCACCGUUACUGUAGUCGUGACCGUCACCGUGAUUGUGACCGUUACCGCCACCGUCAUCGUUAUCGUUACUAUUACCGUGACCAUGAUUGUGACCGUUACCGUCAAUGUGACUGUGACCGUUACCACCACGGUCACCGUUACCGUUACCUUUAGUGUCAUCAUCACCAUAACUGUUACCAUCACCGUGACCGUUAUCAUCAUCGUCAUAGUCAUCGUUACCGUCACCCUCACCAUCACCGUUACCAUCAUCGUGAUUGUGACUGUUAUCGCCACUAUCACCGUUGCCAUCAUUGUUACCAUGACCGUGACCAUUACUGUCACUGUGACCGUUACUGCCAUCGUCACUGUCAUUAUUAACGUUUUCUUUAGUGUCAUCGUCACCGUAACCUUUUCCAUCACCGUAACCAUGACUGUGACCGUUACUGUCACCGUCAUUGUCAUCGUUACCAUCACUGUCACCGUUAUCGUCAUCGUUGUUGUUACUAUUAUCGUUACCAUUACCAUCACCGUCACCGUCAAUGUCAUCGUCACCAUCAUUGUUAUCAUCACUGUGACCGUCACCAUUACCGUUAUCGUUACCAUCACCAUCACAGUCACCAUUACCGUCACCGUCACCAUUAUCAUUACCAACACCGUUAUCGUUAUAGUUAACGUUACCAUUACUGUUACCGUCUUCGAUACAAUUAUCAUCACCGUUACCAUUACUGGUACCGUCUUCAAUACUGUUAUCGUCACCGUUACCGUCAUCAUGACAAUUAUUGUCACCCUUACCGUUAUCGUUAUUGUUACCGUUACUGUUACAAUUAUCGUCACGAUUAUCAUCAAUAUCACCAUUACCAUCACUAUUAUCAUCAAUAUCACUGUUACCAUCACUAUUGUCGUUACCAUCACUGUUAUCGUUACCAUUGUCAUUACCAUUACCGUAAUUGUGAUCGUUAUCGUCACCAUUACCGUUAUCGUGACCGUGACCGUUAUCGUUAUUGUUAAAGUUACCGUCACUGUUACCGUUACUAUCACUGUUACCAUCACUAUUACUGUCAAUGUCAUCGUUACCAUUACCGUCACCAUUACCCUUCCCAUCACCAUUACCGUUACCGUUAUAGUCUCUGUUACCAUCAUCAUUAUCGUUACCGUUAUUGUUUCUGUUAAUAUUACUAUCACCAUUACCGUUACUUUAAUCGUUAUUGUUAUUCUUUAA
Messenger RNA from Vitis riparia (riverbank grape), 1278 nucleotides. RefSeq lists its product as uncharacterized. Lineage: Eukaryota; Viridiplantae; Streptophyta; Magnoliopsida; Vitales; Vitaceae. The transcript has a single exon. The record is from RefSeq and is a predicted model, not a curated record. Bases 1 to 1278 code for a protein of 425 amino acids.